This is a messenger RNA of Xenopus tropicalis (tropical clawed frog), 4812 nucleotides long. RefSeq lists its product as uncharacterized. The transcript has 5 exons. Lineage: Eukaryota; Metazoa; Chordata; Amphibia; Anura; Pipidae. The record is from RefSeq and is a predicted model, not a curated record. Bases 449 to 3457 code for a protein of 1002 amino acids.
UGACCCACCUCCUUUUCUAAUCCAUCUCGCUAAUGGGAGACUGAGCUUCAGGUUUUCAUAGUGACACAAGCCCCACACUGGUCUGUACUAUGCAGCAGCCAACACAGGGCUAAACGACUGAGAAAAAAGAUGGCCGCUGUAAAGGCUAGUUUUGUUCAGGGUGCAAGAAGUGGAUUCGGUAGGUGGAGCCACAUCACACUGGAGGUUACACUAAGCUAACAGCUCAGCUACCCCAACACUAUGCACCAGGAUAAUAAGUGAGCACAAGAUGCAUUAGUGUUCAACCACAAUAGGCCUUUCCAACCCAGAUAUAAUUAGGCCCACCAAAAUAAAUAUAUUGCAUAAAGAAUAGUUAAGAAACCUUUGUUUAUGUUUAAUGCUGAUGUAAAAUUACAUUAAAGCAAGGUUCAUCUUUCGGAUUCUGUUUGCAACCAGAGAAUAUUUUCUAAUGGCUGAAGUGGUGGAAAAAUCACCACAGGCUUUUUUGUAUGGCCAUGCUGAGAAAAGUGAAGAUGAUACACCUGAGGUUGUCUCCUGCAUCUUGAAGCAUAUUUCCAGCACCCCAUUUACAUUUACUGGCAGGGCAGACUGUGAACUUACACCCAUCAAUAAAAUAAAGAGUAAAUGCAACAUCUUCGAGGCAUGGAGGAGUCAAGACUUAAUACAGAGAGCAGACUCUCAAUAUCUGGAGAGUCCCAUGCAGUACAGGAGUUUUUUCUUGGCAGAAUGUGAGGAUAUUGCAAGACAGCUGCAGAGCAAAGAGCCAGAGGAAAGUAAUACAAGCAAGAGGAAAAUAGAAGAGUUGGAUAUUUCAACCAUUGAGGCUGAGCCUCCACCCUUUUACUGCACACCAAAGUCUACCCUGGAUGACGCUGAGUAUAGUGCCAAAAGAAGGCGGCUGGAUCUAUCAGAGUACAGUGACAAAGAAAAGUGGAAUCAUAAUGGCCAAUAUUAUGAAAGCCCCAUCCCAAUAUAUUUGUUGUCCAAAUCAAAGGAAUCCUUACCAGUACCCUGGAUGAGUAAAGACAGAUCCAAGCCUAAUGAGGUACAUGCCCCUCUUUUGAGAGAUGCACUUGACACCAAACAAGCAUUCCCAGAAUUUCUCACUCAAAAUGCGAGGAAAGAUUUACCUCUAAUUUCCAUCAAGGAACUAGGGUCUGAGCCCAUCAAUAAAUGUACAGUGCUUGAUGGGGAAGAUAUACAAUUAAAGAAUAGUUGUUACUUUGCUUAUCGGACUCAGGAAAGUCUACUGGAAACUCCACCAAUAAAAACCUACUGUGCUGCUAAAUGUGAAUUGAUCUCCACUUGCAUAACUAGCAAGCAUACUGGAAAACCAAACGAGGAUAUGGUUGGCAAAGACAGGCAUCUCUUUCCCUAUGUCCGUACUCCCCUGAAAGUAAAGAUAGCUUUUGAACUUACUCAAACUUUCUCACCUUUAGAUAAAAGGAACAUCAAGGAGGGGCCGAGUAUCCUUGGUGUAACCUUACUGGACCUGGAUAAGAUGACUAUGGAAGAACAUGGUGGCACUUGCCACAAGGACAAAUCUGUCAGUAAUGAUGGAGUCUUAGAUGUUCUACAGAAUAAGUUACUGAAUACUACAGUAAGCAUUGAGAAGCAGGAACAACAAAACUCAUCAAAGAAGACUGCUGACAGUAAUACACAGUUUAGUGAAAAGUCCCAGAUACUCAAUAAACCCUUUGAAAGAAAUGCAAAUCCCAUGAAAGUGAAUCAGAACUUGAAGAGGAGUGAACUGCUUAACAACACUGUAACCUUAACAGAUCAGUUAAAAAUAAAUAACAGUCCGCUGAAAAAACUGAGCAUUAUCAGUAACAAAUUACAGCCCCUGAAUUCUUUUACUGUGAAUAACAUUAGACCUAAUAACAUACCAAUCAUGCCACCAAGAAUUUCUAGAAAUGCCACUAAAAAUGCAAUGGAUAUAAGGGUUGUAACAACUGAAGCCAUGAAGAAAAAUGCAGCUGCUCAUGAUACUGUUUUAAUAGAUAAUGGCAUGACUGGAAGUAACAGAACUCAAAAUGCUGUGUCGGCUUCCAGUACAGAGGUUUCCGUAGAUAUCACACAGGACAUUGUACCAAUUAAGAACAAAAUAGCUUCAAACAACUCUGCAGAAGGCAACAAACACAGAACAUGGGCUACUGAUAAAAUCACCUUAAACACUACCCAUGAUAUUAUGUUAAAACCUGGUGUAUUAACUUCAAGCAAUAGUUUUCAAGAGAAUAUCUCAGGAUUCAGUAAUGUACCAACAAGCAAUACUGUGCAGGGCACCCAGUCAACAUGUAGUGCCAUAGGUGCAGCCAAUGCCACACAAGACAUUAUCUCUAAACCUUGCAAAGUAAGCAAAUCAAAUGCCAACCAAGGAGCUGCAUCAGCACACGUUGGGACAAAUGUACUUAAUAUUACACAGGACAUUAUAACUUCACAUAACUUUUUUCACCAACCUGGACUAAUGUUUGGUAAGGACAUUGGGCGAACAAAACCAUCAUUACUGAGUAAGUUGAAAUUUGCCCGUAAUAAGGAAGCAGUUAGACAUAAGAGGCCCAAAGAAUUGGGAAGUAAUGGAUAUACAGUGGCUGGAAGAAACAUCUUACUCAAGAAUGGAGUUUAUGCAUCUAGUUCCGAAGAGAUAAUGAAUGAUACUAAACCAGUAGUACAUUGUAGGAUGAUUCCGGAACCUGACAUUGCCCAAGAUGAGAGCAUGUUUUAUGAUGGUUCAAUCCCUCUUAUAACCUCCACACCCAUGCCAGGGCUUUGCAAUCACCGUUUCAUUAAGAAAUCAUUUGAAGGUACUAAGAAAGAUGAUACUAAGCUACCCAGCUCUGCAAUGGGGGUACAGAAAAGGAUAUUAACAGACAAUCGAGAAAAUACACAGAUUUUAAUAAGCAAUGGGCUUCAGGCAAGAACAACAUCUGAUUGCUCUCUGGUUCCGCGUAUCUCCAAGAAAAGCAUACUUCCCAAGAGUGUCAAAGUGUUCAGGAAGCCACAGCCACCGUCUAAUACUUUGGCCAUUUGCUCCCAAGCACCAGUCACAACCCCUAAGUUAGAAACUUUACCAGAGAAGCAAGUAAGCAUUCAAAAAGAAAUUGUGGUUGCCAGUAAAAAGUCCAGCCAAAACAUUCCAGAAACAUCACAGGUGGGUACAGGGGAUGCUUCCCAGUGCCAGACCACAACAAACUCCUCUAUGACUCCUAGCAUUAAAACUGCAAAGACCUCUGGUAUUGCAGUGUCAAAGUUGCCCCUUGGUUCUUCAGUGGCCAGGCCACCUUGUCGGCUUCUUCCACCUUCCAGUGGAAAGUUUUCAUUUGGUGCUUCAAGCUCUUCUACUGCACUUCAGAAAGCAGCAUUUGGUUUUAGAAUUUCUGAACGUCCAGCUGCAUCGACUGGUAUACCUAUAAGAAAUCAUGGACUUGUUUCAAAGGCAGUUGGCAGAGGCGUGGAAUGAUGCUGGUAUCACAAGAAAUACACCUUUCGCAACUUUCGAGCCACUGUAGACUUCCUAGUUAGUUGCAUAUUGCCUCGCUUCUUCAGUGAAGACAUACCUAGAAGUCUUUGAACCCCAAAGAAAAAUAUUUUUGGCCUAGUCAUCCCAAAAACAUCAGGGACAUGAUCCAUUUUGUACAGAUUUUAAAGGCAAACAUCAGACACCCACAUGGUCCCCUAUAUUCUGGGGCACCACAGCAUCUGUUGGGUUUGCUGUCUGUUAUUUUACUCCUACUCCCUGGUGUUAAGCUCAAAACCUAAACAGAUACCCUAUUGCCUUUGAUUAACACCUACAAUUGUAGCACCAAUCCAACUCUUCUUGUCUAGAUAGACUUUAUUUUCAUCCAUGCACUUUAAUACCUAAUUUUUCCUAACUCUGUUUAACUACAGUGUGCGUGUGUAUGUCAAGCCACAUUAUGUGUGUUUAUAUGUGUAUGUCUUUCAAAGUGUUUUUAUGUCUUACGACCGCUGGCAUUAGGCAGCGACAUGAAAAGUACAUUAUUUUAACUUCAUUUUUAAGAGUCGUGUUCUAUGUAGUCACAAGUUUACAAAGCUGUAUUAUAAAUUUUUACUGUGGAACCCACCCUCCCUUGCCACUGCCACUGGAUCCUUUCCUAUGAAAUCCAGUGGCAGAGCUGGGAGAAGGAGGGGGGGUAGGUACCUGUCUAGCACUGUGCUGGUAGUGAUGCCACAGACCCGGAAGUGACUUUGCAUGCAGCAUGUUGCGCAGUGAUGUCACUUCCACCUAUGGGUACAUUAGAGGUCCAGUGCCUAGGGCAGCACUGUACUGAAAUACAGCCUUGAGGAUAUAAUGGUAACUGACAGCAUAUACUGAGAUCACAUGAUAUAUCCGCACCCUCACUUUAAACUUGUUUUAUGUUAUUUACACAGUUACACUUUGCUUUCAGUUUACAACAACUCACUCAAAUUUUACAUCCAAAAAUGGCCAAUUUUCUGGAAUGUACCCUCACUGCAGGGCACUACUAGACACAAAUGGUGGCAAGUAGCCACCCAGUUCUCUAUCCAUUACAAAGACUCUCUAUCCACUAAAACAGUGCAAGUAAACUGAAACUAUAUAUUGUAUGUUAAGCAUACAUCUUCAUUUCAAGUUGACAGAUAUAUGACCUCCUUUUUUUCUUUUUAAUCAAACUUGUCUGCAACAUUUAUUAUGACACUAAGUAUAUGGCUGCCUUCUCUAUAAAAGUCACUAGAGGGGGCUACAGAGGUAAGGAAGUACAUGAAAUGUGACUGUUGAAGCCAAACAGAAAUGUAAGUUUGUAUAUUUAUAAUUUAGUUUCAAUAAAACUCUUUACAGAA